CAGAGACAGUUAUCCGCCUUUCGUGCUAACUUGUACUAGGUUGGGGUGUCAACGAUAAAUGAUUAUAAAUAACGAAUAAUUAAUUGAUAAAUCACACAUUAAAACACGAGUGAAUCGUGGAUAAUUACGUUAUGUCAGUAGUAAAUCACUAAAUGUCGACUGUUAUUGUGUGAAGAACGUAAGCGACCUCAGUGCGUACCCGUGAUGGCUUCCACUACCCAGUUUCUGUCAAUACCAGCCAGUCAGCCUAAGCAAUGGCAGGCUGAUCUCUACUCCUGGAAGAGGUACCACUCCAGUAGUCCAGAUAUAGCACAUAAUGGCUGGCAGAAGUGGGGUGGACCCCAUCCUGACUGGUAUGCCAGGAAGUCGUCCUCACAACACCCGGACUGGUUCAACAGGAACAUCAAUACCAUCAGGAGAUCUGAUUACAAAAAGGUCAACUGGCACUAUGAGCGGCCAUCCAAGCCAACAAGUCGGACGCACGAUGACUUUGUACCCUACACAAACGAGGUGAUGCAGAAGGAUGUCCUACGCCCAAUGCCCCAUAACAAGUCGUACCAGGGCAGGUUCACUUUUAAACAGCCAUACCCUAUGGAGAUUCCCAUGCCCAAGUGGGGUCUGUACAAUCCACCUCACUAUGAAGAACCAAUCAGAAUCGAUCAUUUCCCUCCUAUUAAGUACGACGGAUACAAGUGAGAAAUGGACAGGAUAUUUAUUUGUGUUGUAAAAAAGCAGGAUAUUCGUGAUCAGCUCCCAAAUGAUGUCCAAUUGUCGUGGAGUUUAUGUAACAUUUAAAAACUGUCAAUGUUAAUUAUUAAUCAGUAACGAUGUGUUUAGGAUGUCAUUAAAGAUACACAGUUCUACUUUUGAUAAAUUAAUACUAGAUUACGCCAAAACCAAAAUUUUUAUUGAUCAACAUUUUAUAAGGACAACUUAAACAGCAUCUGUCUUAAAAAAAUUAUGUUAAUGAUAGCAAAUCCUGCAUGUAUAAGUUCUGAUAUAUAGUAUAUGUGAUAUUUUAUGUAGGUUUUAUUUUAUGUAGGGUUUUGUGAUAAUUGCAUCAUGUAUGUCAUAGAUUGUAUGAUUGGAUUAGAAAGAUUUAAAAUAGAAACAGUAUGUUUAAAUGAAUAGUAAACUCAUGGUUAAAAUGAAUUUAGAAUAGAUAGUAAACCUGUGGUUUCAUUCAAUAUAAGAUUAAUAGUAAACUUAUGGUUUAAUUCAAUUUAAGAUAACUUUCCUAUUUUGAAUGAUAUACAAGAUUUGUAAUGUUUGUAUAUAUGGCCACAUCAUCUGUUGGAUAUAUCUUUCUAAUACCUGUUUUUACUGAGUUUUGUUAAUUUUACAGCUUUGAGACUGAAUAUUUAUCACAAAUAACCAACCUGGUUAUUGAACUUCACUAUCUACAGUACAAAUAACUGAUGUGAUUUUUUUUUUCUGUGCAACUUCCACUUCCAAGCUUAGGUGUUGAAAAUGUGAAUACAAAAGUUAUUAAGUCUACCAGAGACCUAUAUACUAUUUAAUAUAGGUCUCUGAGUCUACACACUUCAAAAAUCCUCAGAGAAAUUCUCAAGUUUUACCUAAAGGAUAUAUUAUUUAUGGUACCAAGAUUUAAAUUUUUCUUUUCAAAUUCCAGUCAACAUUUCAUUUCAAUAGAACACAAAUUGAUUUGGUUCAAUAUUUUAUAAACUGCUUUUAUGAAAAGGAUUCUCAAUGAUGACAUUCUGUGUCUAUAAAUAGCUCUAUGAUGAUAUUCUACCUGUGUCUAUAAAUAGCUCUUUGAUGACAUUCUACCUGUGUCUAUAAAUAGCUCUAUGAUGACAUUCAACCUGUACUUUCACUUUGUUUGAUACACACCUGUUACUUUUAUUGACACCUGUCUUUGUUUUUGUGUCCCUAGUCUAAUAAUUAAUUUACCUUUAUACAUAUAUCUAUUUAUAUAUUAAUACAAAUUCUAUUUCUAUUGUGUGACUAUUCAUUUAAUAUUAUAUCAAAUUUACGUAAAUAUUUUUUUAUCUCUCUUAAUAUUCGACAGAUUUUUAUAUUAUUUGUGUGACGAUCUAUUCAUUAAGAUUAAUCUUUAACAUAGAUAUAUAUAUAUGUUAUCUAUUAAAAUUGGACAGAUUUUGUUUGUCUAAUUUUCAAUAUAAAGUAUUUUUCAUCUCUAUUACGUUGUCCUGCUGCCUCCAGAAUUUCAGGUCGAAAUUAUUUAUUGGAAAUUAGAUUGUUGAUCCCUCAGUUUUGUUCCUGGUGAAACCUACAACCAGAUUGUUAGAGUUAACUUUUGUUUUUGUUUUUGUUGAGUCAUGAUUAUUGAUAUUUAUUUCUACAUGUAAGUGUGCAGUCUUAGAAAUGGUGAUCUAACUGAAAUAACCUGUUCAUGGCUUCGUUUCUAUGUACUGUUUAGGUGUAGCACAGACUGCAAAGAUGUAUGUUAAAGUACACUAUUAACAUUUAAAUUCUGGUAAAUAGAGGUACUUAAUUUUGUGAAGGGUCUAUUUUUACAGCUGCUAGUGCAUAUGAAGAUCAAAUUUGUUGUUACAUUGGUAAGAUAAGAUAUGGUGUUACAUCGGUAAGAUAAGAUAUGGUGUUACAUCGGUAAGAUAAGAUACGGUGUUACAUCGGUAAGAUAAGAUAUGGUGUUACAUCGGUAAGAUAAAAUAUGGUGUUACAUCGGUAAGAUAAGAUAUGGUGUUACAUCGGUAAGAUAAGAUAUGGUGUUACAUCGGUAAGAUAAAAUACAGUGUUACAUCGGUAAGAUAAGAUAUGGUGUUACAUCGGUAAGAUAAAAUACAGUGUUACAUCGGUAAGAUAAGAUAUGGUGUUACAUCGGUAAGAUAAGAUAUGGUGUUACAUCGGUAAGAUAAGAUAUGGUGUUACAGUGAUAGUUACAAAGUUUUAUGUCCCAAACAUAACAGGGGACUGCUAUCAGCCUUGUUCCUCAUUAACACGCUGAGAGUUUGAUAAAUCUUUUAUUUCCACAACUUAAGUCAUUUAUUCAAAAGUGUCUGAUAAAACAAAAUUACCAAUGAUUCCUUUAGUGCUGUUUUUGAUUCUCAAAUAGAUGAUUUGAAAUGUUGGUAAUGUAUCCAAUAGUUUCGAAGAAGCUCUGUAAUUUAGUUU
Messenger RNA from Pecten maximus, 3120 nucleotides. RefSeq lists its product as uncharacterized. Bases 205 to 696 code for a protein of 163 amino acids. The record is from RefSeq and is a predicted model, not a curated record. NCBI's taxonomy places the organism in Eukaryota, Metazoa, Mollusca, Bivalvia, Pectinida, Pectinidae. The transcript has 4 exons.